UAAAAUGUCUGUUGUCGAGAAAAAAACUUUGGAUUACACUGUGGACUUUCCCAAACUUCCGGAUGCUCCUUCAGCAACUUCAACAAGUUCUAGCGUCCCUUCUGGUGCUUGGACUGGCUCUGCUCAACCGGCAAUAAAAUCUUCUGUUGUAACCGAGGCGUUUAAAUUAAGUGCUGAGGAACGUGCUUCUCAUGGUGGAAUUGGACGCCCUUUUGGUGGACCGGCUUCUGAGGAACAACAAAAAUGCAAUCAAAUAGCGCAAAAAACUGGCACCAAAAUCGAACUCAACGAGGCAAAGGAUCAGUCAAUCACGAUUUUGAUAACUGGAAAACAAAAGAAUGUUGAAGAUGCCCGAACUCGUCUAGUUCGUGAACUUCAAACACAGGCAACCGUUCGGCUUGAAAUUCCAAAGGAAUAUCACAGUUUUAUUAUUGGCAAACAAGGCUCUAAAUUACACCAACUUGAACAAAAAUUCCUUUGCCGAAUUCAUAUGCCCAAUCGUGAAGAGAAAAGUGACGUUAUUCGUAUUGUUGGCCCAAACGAGUUUAUUGUUGAAGCGGCAAAACAAAUUAAGGCUAUUGGAGAUGAAAUGGCAAAACAAAAGACCGAAAAUCUGAAUAUUCCGCGUUCUUUUUACCCUUGGAUUCGUGGAGUGAACAAUGAAAAACUUGAUGAUUUAAUACAUCGAACUGGUGUUAAAAUAAAUAUCCCACCUCUCCAAGCGAAUAAUGAAACAAUUAUUAUUAGUGGAGAACGUGAAGGUGUUGACGCGGCUGUUGCGGAAAUUAAUCAUAUUUACCAGGAGAAGGUUCGGAAAUUAUUUUUCUAUCCAAAGGAAUUUUAUCUAAAAAUUGAACAAAAGGGACUCAUUUGGGACAGAAUAAACCCAAUCGCAAACUAA
This is a messenger RNA of Meloidogyne enterolobii, 901 nucleotides long. NCBI's taxonomy places the organism in Eukaryota, Metazoa, Nematoda, Chromadorea, Rhabditida, Meloidogynidae. The record is from the annotation of a GenBank genome assembly.